Odocoileus virginianus texanus is the source of this 1958-nucleotide messenger RNA. The record is from RefSeq and is a predicted model, not a curated record. Lineage: Eukaryota; Metazoa; Chordata; Mammalia; Artiodactyla; Cervidae.
UUGGCCCUGGAGUCUACUAGUGUCCUCUUGAAUCUAUAACAUAGCCAUUCCUCUGGCCCCUGGUGCUUAGGUCAUAAUAGCAUUCUGCUGUCUCAUCAGAAGUCUUUGAUUUCUUAACCUCUGUGGUUUGAUUUAAUUCUGGUUGUGUUUUGGGCUGGUGCUCUUUCACUGUACCCCACUUGGAGUGGGUCAGGUGAGCCAGUCAAUGAUUUCUUCAGCAGGGAAGCCUCUCCCCAGAAGCUCUAAGCAUCUGAAGCUCACACCCGGCCCGUUCAUCGAUGAGAUGACCUCAUUGGCUCUGGUCAACAUUAAUCCCUUCACUCCGGAGUCCUAUAGAAAACAAUUCCUUAUAUCCAAUGGCAAGAGGAAAACCCGAGGCGAUCUAAUGGAAGCACCUCUAAAACAGGCCAGUCUUUUGUGCUCAGAUGUACUCGGCAAAAUAAAGUGAGGAAUCCAGUCCAGGAGGAGGCAAGGGAGAACAAGGGCUGCCUGCUAAGAGGUGUGUUUUACGAGAAACCAACAUGGCUUCCCGCUAUGAAAAAGAAUUCUUGGAGGUAGAAAAAAUUGGUGUUGGAGACUUUGGUACAGUCUACAAGUGCAUUAAGAGGCUGGAUGGAUGCGUUUAUGCAAUAAAACGCUCCACGAAACCUUUGGGAGGAUUAUCAGAUGAGAAUCUGGCUAUGCAUGAAGUUUAUGCCCAUGCAGUGCUGGGACACCACCCCCAUGUGGUUCGUUACUACUCUGCGUGGGCAGAAGACGACUACAUGAUCAUUCAAAAUGAAUACUGCAAUGGUGGGAGCUUGCAGGCUGCAAUAACUGAAAACGCAAAGUCUGGCAAUCAUUUCCCAGAGCCCAGACUCAAGGACAUCCUUCUGCAGAUUUCCCUUGGGCUCAGAUACAUCCACAACUCCGGCAUGGUGCACCUGGACAUGAAGCCCAGUAACAUCUUCAUUUGUCAUAAGAUGCAAAGUGACUCUCCUGUGGUCCUGGAAGAGGUUGAAAAUGAAGCUGAUUGGUUUCUCUCUGCUGAUGUGAUGUAUAAAAUUGGUGACUUGGGUCAUGUAGCAUCAAUAAGCAAUCCCAAAGUGGAAGAGGGGGACAGUCGCUUCCUGGCUAAUGAGAUUUUGCAAGAGAAUUAUCAGCACCUCCCCAAAGCAGACAUAUUUGCCUUGGGGUUGACCAUCGCAGUGGCUGCGGGAGCAGAGUCGUUGCCCGCCAACGGCACCAAGUGGCAUCACAUUCGUGAGGGGAACCUUCCAGAUCUUCCUCAGGAGCUCUCCAAGGAAUUCCACCAACUACUCAAGAGCAUGAUCCACCCUGAUCCAGCAGAGAGACCGUCUGCAGCAGCUCUGGCCAAGAGUCGAGUCCUCUGUCCCUCCCUGGGGAAAACAGAAGAGCUUCAGCACCAGUUGAACUUGGAAAAGUUCAAGACAGCCACACUGGAAAGGGAACUGAAAGAAGCCCAGCAGGCCCAGUCCCCCAAGGAUGGCCACAGUGUCCCCGGGGUCUCUGAGACCCCCACCGGGUCAAGUAGCACCAAACGUCUGGUAGGAGGAAAGAGUGCCAAGUCUUGAAGCUUCACCUCGAGGCAGUCUUCCCCAUAAGAACGUCUCUCCCAUCAACUUACCCUUUAUCCCCAAAAUAGAUACCGGCUGUGCCAACCUUUUCUCAUAAAGGGAGGAACUAACAGGCUCAGGAGGCUGAAGAUUUCAAGAGCCAGCCUAGUUUAGCAUUUUCAGCCGAUAUCCUACAGCUGCCAAGGCUUCCUAGCAGUACUGGUGGCUGGUGCUACCAUUAGCAGCCAUGUCUCCUCCCGUUACGUUCCUAACACCGCCUGUCAACAACUCUGACUUCUCAGGUUUGCUGAUGCGCAGCGGGAAAGCAUGGGCCUCUGAACUGGGAGCAGCCACCCCCCACGCCCCCCAGCCCCUGCAGCCUGUGGACUGCAAGGCUGCCUA